Fomitopsis serialis is the source of this 1408-nucleotide messenger RNA. RefSeq lists its product as uncharacterized. The coding region runs from base 70 to 912 and encodes 280 amino acids. Gene Ontology annotation, molecular function: zinc ion binding. Gene Ontology annotation, biological process: regulation of DNA-templated transcription. The transcript has 2 exons. Gene Ontology annotation, cellular component: nucleus. The record is from RefSeq and is a predicted model, not a curated record. NCBI's taxonomy places the organism in Eukaryota, Fungi, Basidiomycota, Agaricomycetes, Polyporales, Fomitopsidaceae.
AUUUAUUCACAUCGUCGUCACUCUCAGGUUGUAUAUCUCGUAAACCAAGAGAGCACCAGUACAGUCACUAUGCAUCAUACAGCGUGGACAUCGGAUCGCAUCCCGCCUUCAAGACCGAAGCAGUCCUCACAGGCGCAAGGCAAGGGAAAACAGAAGGCACAAGAAACCCCAAAGAGCAAGGAGGUGCGCAGGCUCGAGGAGCUGAGGGAUGGACUGCGGUACACGACUGGCCGCGAGCGAGAUCCCAAGGGUGGGUGUUUCUGUCAGGCUCGUAUGCAUACGCUGUCUCCGCAUACACCAGUGUGCCGUAACUGCGGCCUCAUACUGUGCGAGCUGCAGCAGCCUCGCUACGCGUGUCCCCACUGUGUCUCCCCGCUCAUCAGUCCCGAGGCCCGCGCCGCACUCGAGGCGCGCCUAGAGACACAGAUCACAGAUACGCUGGCCAAGGAGGAGGAGGAGAGGCAACGCGCCAUCGAACAAGCCCGCGCGGCCGCAGGAGCCUUCCCCACACUCGCCACCGGUGCGUCUGGGCUACCGUCGUCGGCCUCCGACGCCCUCGCAUCGCACCCCGCAAAUCAAACGCACAAGGUGCUGUCGCUCAACUCGAAGACUAAGAAGGUCACCGUGGCGUCGUAUCAUGCGUCCCCGGUCAUCUCGCGGUCUGCAUCGCGCGAGAGCAGCUUGAAGGACGAGGCGCAGCCCGAAUCUAAGCGCGUUCCGCCUCCGCCGUCGGAGGUCCCGCAUGCGAAAGAGAACCGCGAUCCACAUCGACCGUGGGCGAAUCUCAGAGGAGGGUCCGUGACAUAUGUUCCACCGCCAAAAGCGACCGCGGGCGGUUCGGCGGGUGGUCAACGGAGAAAGAAAGGAAAGGGCGGUAGGGAUACGGAGAAAGGGAAGGAAACCGAAACUUGAUUGUUCUAGAUGUGCUUCCACAGCCUUCGUGUAAAAUCCGUGUGGGUUCUUGUUUAUAUGCUGUGUUCAUGAGACGCUUUAUCGAUGUGUACAGCAGAUUCGGAAAACCUUGUCCGACGCGCCCCCGCGCGUGAGAAAAUUCAAAUAAAUCAAGAAAAUCACGAAAAUGCGGAAAAGUCUAGGAAUCGCGAUACACGUACCGUAGCCACUGCAGAACACCGUGUACACCCUGUUACAGGUUCGGGGCGCAUGCGGCAUGUCUGUCGAAGGCAAGUCGAGGGUAUUUUUGAAGGUUGUGCAAUGGUCGACGUGGCGGGCGCUAAAGCCGACUCCCCAGGGAGCAUCCACUGCAAAAUGCAGCUGUGGGUGUCAUCGGGUGCUCGAUUUGCAUGCGUACGGAGUACAGCUGUACUGAUGUAGUUCUCAAUGUAACAGAGGCAGUAGCUUGUGGGACAAUGAUAACCAGGAGGACUCGCCGCCUGGCGCUCAGCCUCAG